This is a messenger RNA of Cyclospora cayetanensis, 5034 nucleotides long. RefSeq lists its product as uncharacterized. Gene Ontology annotation, biological process: regulation of DNA-templated transcription. The transcript has 7 exons. NCBI's taxonomy places the organism in Eukaryota, Apicomplexa, Conoidasida, Eucoccidiorida, Eimeriidae. Gene Ontology annotation, molecular function: DNA-binding transcription factor activity. The record is from RefSeq and is a predicted model, not a curated record. Bases 1 to 5034 code for a protein of 1677 amino acids.
AUGCACGAAUCUUACCGUGCCGCACCUGCGGCCGGCGUUGAGCCGAAAUGCAGCAGCUCACGGGAUGGUCUUCCCGCGCCGGACUUGGUGGAGGUGAGCCCACUAAUGCGCUCUUGCAUAUUUGGCUUUAACACUCAUGUAGCGGAGCUUCCUUCAUCUGCAACGGAUGUUAAAGGAGCGGCGUCUCCCUUUUUAGGCCCCUGCAAGGCACGAUUGGCCUCCGAAGUAGCUGUGCGAAGGGAGCUGUCAUCGCAACUUCCAGAGGAUUUGUUGAGGAGUUCCGUUUCCAACGACAGUACAGACGACAAUGGGAGCAGGUCGAAUGUCUCAUCAAGAGAGUCAGGCUCGGAGGCUCUGCUGGCAGCCGCCCCUUCUUGGGCUAGAGGGGGUAGUCGUUGGACGGAAGAUGAAUGCGUUCUUCCUCCAGAGCUCAGCGCAAGACUGGCCGAGCUGAGUCAUGAGGUAAUCGCCUUUCAGGGAGAAACGAAGGACCCACAGAUCACUCGAAGAUCAGCAGCUUGCAAAAAGGGGCGCCAGGUCACUCGCAGACUAACGGCUGGCCUGCGCUUGGAAUCUACAUGUGGGGGACUUCCCCAUGACAUAAGAGAAAUUGAUGGCUCACAUAAUGCGGCUCCCUUGUUCGUGAAUACCCCUCCAGAUUAUGCCUCACCUAUCCGCACACAGUUAGGCAACAAUGACGUAACAAAGGAUUCGCGAAGCACCAGCGAGCAGGAUGAUAGCUACGAAGCGGGCAGGUCUCUGCGCCAGGCAUUGUCCUUGGAGCUGACAAAGCUUGAAGAGGGCGGAGUUGGAGAGGUGCGAUAUCUUCCUGCUUGUGACCCUUGCCUACUGGGCUCCCCAGCGAGCCCAUCGAACUGCGCGGAAGGAAGCUGUGACAGCAGCCUCCACCUUACAGAUGUUGUUCUUCCGCUUGAGAUUUCGGACGCCAACAAGGACACCACGGAAAGUGCUGGAUCGUUCGUUUGUGGAGCGACCUUCGCCCUGCCUCACGCCUCCACUAACUCGUUUGAGCUGCUUGAGGAUGUCAUCGAACCUACGCGCAGCUGCGUCUCCUUUUUAGAAAAGCACGCGAAUGGUCAUGCGGCAAGUCACAGCGCUUUGCGGCCGCCGUUGGACGCGGGGGGCGUGUUCGCGGAAGUACAGAUGACGCUACUUGCGCUGCUUGAGGACCUUCAUUCUGCGACCUGCUGCUGUGCAGCGGCUUCUAGCCCUGAGUCCUGUGGUUGCUGCGUCGGGGCCUCGCCGUUGUUGAACAGCAAGCAGGCCAACAAUGCAUCGUUGUCUGUCAUGACGAAGAAUGCGAAAUCGGCCGGGAAGAUGGAAACUGGAAGAGAUAGCACAGGAGAGCUGAUCCAGCCUGCGACGACAUCAGGCCCCUGCGGCGGCACAGAUCUUGAGCAAAUUAAAAGGGACCCUCACGUAGGCGCUUUGUGCUGCUCAGAAACGGCUCCACUACAAUGUGGAAAGGAUAGAAGCUCUCCACGUUCAUUUUCCCCAGCAGUAUAUCGAUCAUGCCGCUCGCCAGUUUCUACUGUUGGGGAGCCAGAUCCUGCCCAAGAGGGUAUACGCGCUUCACCUGAUGGCUCUGCUUCGGCGGGAGGCAAGGCUAUUGGCAUUGUUUCUAUCGGCAGGGAAGAACGGGACCCUAGACUCUCACCUAACCCAUCAGGCAUUGUAAUUGACGCGGAUUCAGCUGGUGGACCUUUGGCCAGUGCCCCACCUGGACCAGGAACUCUGGAAGGUCCUCGCCACACUAUGAAAAAGGAAGAUGGGCUUUCUCCUAGCCGCAGCUUUGAAACGGGGGACGUUCUACACCUACUAUUCAGGCACCAUAGUGUUGUGAUGAUGUGCGCGGAUCGCUUUGCGGAGCUCCUUCCAUAUUCUCACAUCUUCAGAGAGUGUGUAGGCUCUUACCGCAUGCCAACGACAAUGCCAUCUUCGGCUCGUCAUUUGCUCGUCCAAGAGCUUCUGAUGCUGCGGCAGGACCCGGACAGAUUUUUGACACGCAACGCAUUUCUUUGGACGGAGGAUCCAGGUGCACUUGCAUGUUUAGCGGCCCCAAAGGGAGCUCUUGACUCUGAUCGGGUGCCCCGUGGGGAGGACGGGGGUCCAGUCUUGCCCCCUCAGAGUCCUGGCGGGGGGCGCAAAGAGGGUCUCCCACUUGUACAUGGGGAGGGGUCUCUUAGUGCCGUUUCAUCCGCUUUGACUACUGCAGGUUUAAGUUCUGGACGCUCUGGCGCUGCGUGGGCGCCCCCACUGCCCUUGCUUGAUCCUACUGUUCUUCUCUGCGCCUCGGGGACUGAGUUGGUUGCGCAGAAAUCUGCGGUGCUGCGGAUAUUACGGAUAUUGCGUUCGUUGGCGCCAUCUUGGGCUGCGCGAGACGACAAUUUUGGAUUCCAUUUUAAAACAGCGAUUUCGGCUACUUCCUUGGAUUGCUCAGAACUACGAAGUUAUCGCGUCGUUCUCCAGUCUUUGUCCCCGUUUGAUGCGAGAGAAUGGUCGCGCGAUCAGCUCAUGGAAGUUCUCAGUGAUCUUGACUGCAUACGGCUUGCUUGUCGGCGCCGGCGGAGCCUGAAAUCAAGCGUGGCACGUGUGCAACGCUUAAUCGAGCACCCUGAAGGAGGUGCUGUUGGCAAAUCGUGGAACGGAGCAGAAAGGGGAGCAGUUCCACGGCAGCUGUGGGAACUUAGCAGCGGUGCCAUACCGUCUAGCAGCGAUUCGGGGAACUCUCUGUGUCCUCCCCGGCAAGCACUGCGGGGAGGUCGAGACCCUGCUGACGGACAACUUACUGCGGGGAAUGGGGGUCUCACAGGUUCUGUCAACGCCUGUGGCUCAACUGUGCUGUCAGCCCGGCCGCAGUCCCACUGUUCAGGGGGUGAAUUGAAUGGUUCCUUGCAACAGGCUACCUUCCAGCAGCUGUCCCCAGCCGCAACUUUGGGCAAAGCUGCAUCCAGACCUGGGGCCGCUGCGGGCGUGCGUCUGAAUGAGCGCGAAGAGAUGGUCUCAUACCCCGAUAGCGACGUGGAGUCUCAGGCACUUGGUGGUGGGGGAGCCUCCGUUCCUCCAGGCAUGGCAACACCCGCCGGCUCAUCACGGCGGGGCCAGUCGCCCACGAGUUCGUCGAUCGGUGCACGGCGCAACGCGUGGGGAUCUGAUGCUUUCGGUGCAACUGCCAAUGGAAAGACGGGAAAUAGCAGCCCAAGCGAUUGCCCAAUGCGGCAGCAGUACGCCGUCCGCGCUGCAGAGCUGCCCAAGAUCAAGGGCGUUUUCAUUGGAAAGAAGCAUACAUGCUGGGUCGCCCAGUGGAAUGAUGCCAAUGGCCAGCCCCGGCAGAGUUGCUUUAACAUCAAGCAACAUGGUUUCGAGAAGGCUCGACGCCUGGCUGUUCAAGCGCGGCAGACGUUAAUGGGAAUGUCAACUUCAAAGACAGUGAACCCUGUGCCAGCAGAGACCCAUCGUACAGCAGCACAGCCUGUGCAGCCAGCACCACCUUCACCUCCAGCCAGCCGAGAGGUGCCACCAUCGCCGACGAGGCUGCCGGAUUUGCUCUUUAUGAGAGACCCAGCAACUGCAAUUGCAGAGGCUUUUGGCGGUAGAAGCAUCCAAACGCCAACGGCCAUCCUUCAGCACCAAACAGUCAACACAAAGCUUGACGCUCUUGCUGCAGCAACCGAGGGGCCGGCGAUUCAGAGGGAGUACAAUGGCGCUGCAUCGGUAGCGGGCUCGAAUAACCUUCGUAGCCUGAGUCCUCAGCAGACAAAAGGGUUAGCUGCUGGGACUCAAACUGCGAGGAACUCUCCACGAGGCGCCUCGCAGCGGCCAACAGGUGCUGGGGUUCCUUCAUCAGUUACCACUGCAGGAGCUGCUGUACGAAACUCUACAGUGGAAAAACACUUGGCAGGUGCUUCACAAGCGUCUAUGCUGUCUGUGCACGCCAGCGGGACUUCCUCUAAGCAACAGAACUUGCUACAGCAUCGGCUGCAGCAACAGCUAGAAGAGCAACUCCAGCAACUUCAACAAUUGCAGCAGCAGUUACUGCAACAAUCUUGCGCAACAACACAGCCCCAAAUUGGAGCAUCUUCUGCUCUGGGUCCCCGCACCUCCACAGGAUCUGCGUAUUUGGGGCUAGUUGACGGCUCAACAUCGGCAAUGGCAUUGGUGAAUUCAUUGCUGGAGAGUGCUACUGCAGCGCCUGCCAGAGUUCCUUCUCUGAGUGAUCUGGUGCAUGGGAAUUCCAGGGAUGUUCCAAGGGCUCCGUUGAUUCCGCUGCGCCCCCCGGAAGGGCAGCAUCAACAGGCAGCAUCACCUACGUCUUUGGCACAUGUAGGCGAACGCCUAUUACCUAUACAAGGCCCUCAGUCCUCUCGUGGAGGGUUAGGGACUUUGGAGUUGCCUGAAGAAGGAAACGUGCCGCCAAGUACUCCGUUUGGUCCUGCCGAAACUCUGGACGACGAUGGCCAUGCAGGAUGUACAAAGCGCAGCAACCGACUCCUUUGCGCUCAAAAAGCAGGCAAGCGCACAUUAGCCUCUUUGGCUAGAGAGUUUCCCACUGUAGGGGGCGUCACCUACAAUGUGAAGGGAGCUUGCUGGGAGGUGGCUGUAAAAGGGCGCGAGGCUACGAAGGUUUUUAGCACGAGGAAAUUUGGGGGUCUUGAGGCCGCGUACGGCGCAGCAGUGAUGUGGAAACGUAGAGUGGAAAGAGGCGAGGCAGGAGCAGACGAUGGAGAUAUGCCCGAUGGAGAUGGUCUGGCCGAUGAUGAAGAUUUAGACGACGCUGAGGGGCCUGGCCGGGAACCUCCUUCAGCGCCUUGGGAAGCCGGCUUAGAUGACAACGAGCCUCUGAGCAAACGCAUAGCGUGUUUUAGAUCCAACGUCUUCGUAGGCUCACUUGGCGCUCCCACGCAGCAGCAGCAACCAAGCUUAGCGAUGACCUCCCGGCCACUUCACGCUGCAGGUGCUCCUGUUGGGAAACCUCCGGUUCAGCAGCCCUUGUCGAGGGCAACUAGUGUUUGA